GGCCAAACAUGAUGCAUCCGAUCACAAAGAUCAUAGCCGUUGUGAUCAUCUCAAUGGUUUCUGGGGCUGCCAUGGGUGCUGAUCCUCAAUCUCCCUACUGCGACAUCAUCCUCGACCACUUCACCCCUUGCCUUCCCUACAUACUUCAAGGUGAGGUGAAUCCAGCCAAGGUUUGCUGUGAUGGUGUCCUGGGCCUCACACAGUAUACAAACGCCAAGGGAGGCCAACAAGAUAUAUGUGACUGCGUGAAGGCUGCAGCAAUUUUGAUGGGGGCACCUGUUGAUAAUUUCUCUAAGAUUUCUUCUCUUCCCAAAACUUGUGGCCUAUCGGUCACACUUCCACCCAUCUCUAGCGGCACCGAUUGUUCCCAGGUUAAGUGAAGAUUUGAUGGAAGGGGUAAUGCUUCAACAGACAAUGGAAUAAAUGAAUAAUUUGUCUAAUGAAGGGGUAAAUGUAAUGAGAAUAUGAAGCAAUAUAUGUGGAAUAAUAUUACCUGUUUUAAACUUGUGGAGUGGUUUGGAAUUCUUACUCUAGUAUUUGAACUCACCAGUUCCAUUAUCAUGCAAUUCUAUAUCACACUAUAUAUCACGUCCCCAAGCAAUAUAGUUUCUAAGUUUUUUUUUUUUUUUUCACCAAAAUUGGAUUUUGGUAAGCAAUAACCUGAUCAAAGGAUUUGGAUUUGGUGGUUUUGCGCUAAUUAAGAAGAAGGUUAAUUAUUUAUGGAGAAUCACUGUAAGAUGAUUUUAAAGUGAUUAUAUAUGGAGAAGUAUUCUCUAUAAAAGUGAUUAUUGGUCUAUCGAGAAUCAUACCAAAUGAGUCCACGAGUAGUGAUUCUUCAUAAAAGUAUGUUUUCUUUAUCAAAGUCGGAAUUCUUCUCAAUUCCUU
Messenger RNA from Prunus persica (peach), 885 nucleotides. Its product is annotated as non-specific lipid-transfer protein A. The transcript is spliced from 2 exons. Gene Ontology annotation, cellular component: membrane. Lineage: Eukaryota; Viridiplantae; Streptophyta; Magnoliopsida; Rosales; Rosaceae. The coding region runs from base 9 to 380 and encodes 123 amino acids. Gene Ontology annotation, molecular function: lipid binding. The record is from RefSeq and is a predicted model, not a curated record. Gene Ontology annotation, biological process: lipid transport.